CUAUGUCCGGGGUCGGUCCCAUUAGUACAAGGGACCGCCCUUGCCCACAACGGGGGCGUUCGUUACGCUGGCUAGAAAAUGUCCGGCACGGUAAAUGAGGUCUGCAAAGAUUGUUGCCAAGUAACGAACGAACAUCAACCCUGCAAAGAUUGACAAGAAAUGAACAAGCCAUACGCGCUUAGCGUCACGACAUUUGGUAAGGGAUUGGACGGUAGACAUGAACGAAAACAAGGCUGCAGAAACGACAGCCUCGAUAGCCUGCGAACUCUGCCGAACCAAAAAGCAGAAAUGCGACCGUAAGACACCGGUGUGCUCCCAGUGCGCAAAUGCCCCAGAAAACUGCCGUUACCCAGAGCAGAAUAGGAGGGGACUUCCAGCAGGAUACUUGAAUUCUCUAGAGAAACGCCUUCUUGAGACUGAACGUGCUUUAUUCUUUGCACUAGCAGAAAUCCAUGCUAGAUGUACAGAACUGGGAGACUAUUCCGAUGCCGGCUUGCGACUCAUGAAGCCUUCAUCUCAAACAAAGACUGAGUUGGUCCAAAGUUGGUCGCGAAAUCCACUGGACACUCGUAACGAUGGUCGGAAAUGGUUUUUUGAGCACCAACGUGGUCUAGAAAAUACCUCUGCGACAAUGGGCAGCACAACAUCGCCAAUGCCCAUGCAGGUGCCUGACAGUUUGCCACUGAAUACACAAAUAAACAAUGAGCCGUGGCCAUUGGGUUUAGAUGCAGGGAUGCCACCUCAAGAAACUAAUAGCGCUGUGGCCCCAAUGGACUCGAGCUUCUCGGGCCAGCUCGCUAACACACAAUGGAGAACGUUUGGUACGGGCAGCCCAAGCGUCCGAGACAGUAUGCAAAUGGAUGGUUCAUCAGCUCACUUUCAAGGGAACAGCCCCUCAACACCAAGUGAUACCAGACCCGUAGCAAUGCAGCACAUAGGCUCCAUGUCGGGAAAAGGCCAACAAGGGAAAGCCAGUGGAUUUGCGAAGGAUAAUCAAAAUAUGUACUUCUAGUGACAGAAAAGUCAAGAAUAGAGCUUGGUUCAUUGAA
Molecule: messenger RNA, 1049 nt
Organism: Truncatella angustata
Lineage: Eukaryota; Fungi; Ascomycota; Sordariomycetes; Amphisphaeriales; Sporocadaceae
Exons: 5
Biological process (GO): regulation of DNA-templated transcription
Molecular function (GO): DNA-binding transcription factor activity, RNA polymerase II-specific; zinc ion binding
Source: RefSeq, a predicted model, not a curated record